Molecule: messenger RNA, 4096 nt
Organism: Bolinopsis microptera
Lineage: Eukaryota; Metazoa; Ctenophora; Tentaculata; Lobata; Bolinopsidae
Exons: 18
Coding region: 28-3819 (1263 amino acids)
Cellular component (GO): plasma membrane
Molecular function (GO): protein binding
Source: RefSeq, a predicted model, not a curated record
AGUAGGAUAUAGAGCAUAAUUAAAUUGAUGAGAUUUCUACUAUCCCUUUUAUUGGUUUUACUGAGCUACACCCAAGUGGAAUCAAACUGUUUCAAGUUAACCCCAACUACAUGGAAAUUCCUAAACCCCAACUCCUCCGACAACAAAACCGGCCUCCUCCUCGCUGAGAUCAACUCGGAACUCUACACCGUCUUACCUGGACUCAACCCCUACCAAGAUAUAUGUAACUCAUCGGAGUACAGAGUAAGUGAAGCUGAGGAGUUCCUGCCAGCUUCCACCCUACUGCGGUUUCCCUGUUUGUUUUAUGAGGAUGGAGUGGCGUACACGUGUACAGGAGGGGGCUGUAUGGAGCAUGUCUACUUGGAAUGUGGUGACUCUGGUAAUGGCGGUAGUGAUAGCAGGGCUGGACAACCUGACCCGAACAUUUUCCACGCUGAAUCUCAAGGGAAAGCCGGAUACGCACUAGAAGACUACAGCAAAGAGAAUUGUCCAAUUUGCUACAACCCCAGAGUGAACCUGCCCAAUGAGUGUACACAGGAUGAUGCAGACAAGACAAGAACUAAAGCGUGCGAUGAGGAUGAGCUUUGUUACAUUAUGAAGUUGGAAGAAGGUGCUGUUCCAGGCGCAAAAGAUCCAUAUGUCAGAAACACGAACUAUCAUAAAGACUACAAUGCCCAAUUUCUUUGUGCCACCGAAGACGAAUUCUUAAGUAUGAAGCGUAAAAGACUGACAAUAAGAGAUGUGGCAGCUACAACUGCUGCGCCCACAGGCUCAACAUCAGGAACAUCAAAUGGUGUAUUUGAUCCAGAAAUUAUAGCGGAUCCAGUUCCAGAUAGAUCCAGAGUACUUCCCAAAGAAAUAAUUAAAGCGGCCAGAAACAUUACGGAUAAAACUGUACAAGGUUCACCUUCAACAGAACCAACAACAGAACCAACAACAGAACCAACAACAGCCAGAAGAGACACCACACCUACUACCACACCUACUACCACACCUACUACCACGCCUACUACCACUGAAGGAACUACUCCCCCGACUCCAUCAAAAGAACACACUGUGGGUUGUUGGUUCAGUUCACCCGAGAAAACACCAACACCAACACCUGUGCUCACAAAGGCCCCAACCCCCUCCGGGUCCGUUCCCUCCAGGUCUAAUGUCACCACAUCAGAACCAACAGCAGAACCAACAGAGAAACCCACAGAAGGAAGAGACACUGAUUGUUUUAAAGAGAACUUAAGAACAAGUGGCGCUGUGUUGAAGCAAGUUAGAUACACUACUGACAGGGAUUGCGAAGAGAUCUGCUUGACUUUCGAUGGAUGCCAAGCAGUGGUAACCAGUCCAAUGUUUUGGUUCUGGACAGAAUGUUUCGUUAUUGGAGAAUACGAUCUUUCGAAAAACGAUGCUUCGGGAUGGGAUACUGCUGAAAGAAAAUGUUUCGACGACAACUUUGAUGGAGUUACAAGACCCCGAGUAAGAACAGAAAGAACGGAUCAGCCUACAAACUCAACAUCAGAACCAACAGCAGAACCAACAGAGAAACCCACAGAACCAAGAGACAUCGACUGUUUUACAGAAAAUCUAAGAACGCAAGGAACAGUUUUGAAACAAACUAGAUACUCUUCUGACAGGGCUUGCAAGGAACUCUGUGUAACUAUCGAUGGAUGUCAAGCAGUGGUAACGAGUCCCAUGUUCUGGUAUUGGACAGAGUGUUUUAUCAUUGGGGACUAUGAGUUGUCAACAAAUGACGCUACUGGAUGGGACGUUGCUGAAAGAAAGUGCUUUGAUGCUGAUUCCCGAGAGGCAACAACAGAACUUGUUCCCGACACCCUGACGACAGCCGAACACGAAGUACCAACCAAAUACCGCACAGAAUGUACCCUGAGGGUAGUAUCCUCCGGUGAACCAAGUGCCAGAACACAUUCCUGGUAUGGAAGGAGAGACACCUGGAAUGGUGACGUCACAUUCUCAGCAGAUACCAAAGAUAUGCUCCUGAUAGGACUACAUCCAGAGCGUGGGAACAUAGCAGUGCAAAACAGUGUGUUUACACAGGGAACGGAGCAGUGGGGGUAUCAGUGGGUUGAUGUUAGCUUUCCGGAGGCAGAUGAGGAAGGGAGACGGGAGUACGAUUUUGAGUUCAACGAGUCUGCGUUUGUUCUCAGAUGUGGGGAUAAGGUUAUGAUCACAAUUCCAUACGAAGAGCUAACAACUGCCAAAGAGCAGUUUUUGAGCAGCAUUAAUACGGUAACAUUCAAACUGGGGACAGAAGAACCAGUUUCUGUUCAAUAUGCCCGAAGGUGCCAAGAUAAUGAACGGGAAACAAGAGAUUGGCGUGACUUCUCACUGAGUGACAGGCUUAACCUAGCAGUCAACAUGGAAGAAGAAGAAACAUACUACGUCAGAUUCCCUUGCUCCGACUCCAUCUGGUUCAAACUCUUCCUGAAUGCUGAAGAUGAACAGAACUCCCACAUUGAGCUCUUCAGUAAAACUAGGGGUAACGUUUAUUGUAACAAAGCUGGAUUCAAAAGCUGGUACGGUGGAGAAGUAACAGAUUUCAACAUCUACAGGGAGUGGGAAUGCGAGGAUGAUGGACGGUUCAUGGUUGUGGAGGUGGAGAAGACAAGGGAUCACGUUGCAAUAAAGAACAGAGGAAACGUUCUAUACAAGAAAACGUUCGGCUCCCGAGACGGAAACUGUUAUAAGAGAACUGAAAGAGUUUCCACUCAAGUUUGGGACUAUGAAGGUUCCCUCUCGCUUGCCUUUUCUUCCACAGAAGAAGUACAAGAAGCAACGGGGACCACAGCGCCAGUUAUAGUGGUGACAAGAAAGAUAUCAUUGACUACCGAGGAACUAAAAGAGGAACGCACCGAGGAAACAACACCAACAGAGAAAACUUUGUGUAAAGACGAUCAGUUCACUUGCCCAGAAAGGUGUAUAUCAGCUUCUUGGAGGUGUGAUGGUGAAUCAGAUUGCUUGGACGGAUAUGAUGAGAAAGAUUGUGCCCCUACCCCAGUAGAGGAAAAAGAAGGAUGUGAAGGUAACACAUGCACCAGACUAUUAUCCAGGGGAGACUUUGUAUUCGAAACUGACAAGAAAUUAACAGCAGACAACAAGGAAACGUACCUGAUAAUGAAGAGGACCGGUAACCUGGCCCUGUACUGCAGAGAUGAGACUCUGAUAUGGGAAACUGGUACUAAGGGUGUUUCUGUCCGCAAGGGGUUGGUUAUCCAGAGGGAUGGACGCAUGGUUCUGUAUGAUGAUAAAACUAAGCAAAUAGUUUGGGACAGUCAUGAAGAGCGUAGGGUUUGGUAUGGAAGAUCGGAAAAUCUGAGGCUUGUGGCACAAAAUGAUAACAAUUUGGUUCUCUACGGUGCUAACAGAAGGGUGCUGUGGGCUUCUGACACUGUUAACCAAUGUAAGGAAACUCCCAAGGAAGGAGGUUGCUCUGGUAACAGGUGUGUUGCUCUUGCAGACGGAGAUAAUGUAAUCUUAGCGCCAGGAGAGUCGAUAAGAGCAGAGAACGGAGAGACCACACUUUACAUGCAGACUGACGGAAACUUGGUCCUGUACUGUGCAGGGGGAACACCGAUUUGGCACUCAAAUACCUGGUUCUGGGAUGAGGAGAACCAUCGACUUGUAAUUAAGAACACCGGCGAAAUGGUUGUAGUUGACAAAGAAGACAGUCAAAAAUGGUCCAGCUACUCAGGUAGUCCAGAUGGAGUAACGCUGGUAGUCCAAAACGACAACAACUUGGUUCUGUACUCAAGAGAUGGUGAGGGCAUUUGGCAAUCGAACACUGCUAAUUGGUGUGAACGGUACUAAAUUAGAGGCUCCUCGGUCCUCGUGAAUCUAUUUUUAGCUGUGUCCGGAUUUAACGCGGGCUUACAACUUUUCAAUACAGUAGACUUGAGGUAACUUAAAGAACUGUCAUACUAUGAGAAUCUUCUUCGUGAUUCAAAUCAAAUAUUUUAUUGCUUUGGAAACAUCGCUUAUUAUAGUUAAUAUUAUGGGUAUUUCAAUUAUUAUGAAAAGAAUUGUUUUUAAAGUCACAAAUGUUAAAUUUUCUUAUAAUUUAUUAUUAUUUCUAGCAUCAACACAA